Meira miltonrushii is the source of this 2356-nucleotide messenger RNA. Its product is annotated as putative heat shock 70 kd protein 2. The record is from RefSeq and is a predicted model, not a curated record. The transcript has 2 exons. Gene Ontology annotation, cellular component: cytosol; nucleus; plasma membrane. The coding region runs from base 137 to 2077 and encodes 646 amino acids. NCBI's taxonomy places the organism in Eukaryota, Fungi, Basidiomycota, Exobasidiomycetes, Exobasidiales, Brachybasidiaceae. Gene Ontology annotation, molecular function: heat shock protein binding; misfolded protein binding; ATP-dependent protein folding chaperone. Gene Ontology annotation, biological process: vesicle-mediated transport; protein refolding; cellular response to unfolded protein.
UUGCGAUCACAUAAACACACAUCCAAUCAACAGUUGAUAACAUUUCUUCUUCACUGAAGGAUCAACGAAACAAAAAGCAAAAGAAUUUUUAUUUCAAUCUCUUUUCCUUUCAUCACCACUACAUAUAUUCACAACCAUGUCAGCCAAAGCCGUUGGUAUUGAUUUGGGUACAACCUACUCUUGUGUUGCCGUUUGGCAAAAUGACCGUGUUGAAGUCAUUGCCAACGAUCAAGGUAACCGCACAACACCAUCAUAUGUUGCAUUCACAGACACUGAACGUUUGAUCGGUGACGCAGCAAAGAAUCAAGUCGCAAUGAACCCUCACAACACAGUCUUUGACGCAAAGCGUUUGAUCGGACGCAAGUUUGACGAUGCUGAAGUUCAAUCAGAUAUGAAGCACUGGCCAUUCAAGGUUAUCUCCAAGGAUGGAAAGCCAAUCAUUCAAGUCGAAUACAAGGGUGAAGUUAAGACUUUCACACCCGAAGAAAUCUCUUCAAUGGUCUUGCUCAAGAUGCGCGAGACUGCUGAAGCUUACUUAGGUGGAAACGUCAAGGAUGCCGUUGUUACCGUCCCAGCAUACUUCAACGACUCCCAACGUCAAGCAACCAAGGAUGCCGGUGUUAUCUCUGGUUUGAACGUUAUGCGUAUCAUCAACGAGCCAACUGCCGCUGCAAUUGCUUACGGUUUGGACAAGAAGGGUGAAUCCGGAGAGAAGAACGUCCUCAUUUUCGAUUUGGGAGGUGGUACUUUCGAUGUCUCUCUUUUGACCAUCGAAGAAGGUAUUUUCGAAGUCAAGGCCACUGCCGGUGACACUCACUUGGGUGGUGAAGACUUUGACAACCGUCUCGUCAACCACUUCGUUCAAGAGUUCAAGCGUAAAUCCAAGAAGGACUUGACAUCCAACGCUCGUGCUCUCCGUCGUUUGCGCACAGCAUGUGAACGUGCUAAGCGUACUCUUUCAUCUGCUGCUCAAACCUCGAUUGAAAUUGAUUCCUUGUUCGAAGGUAUUGACUUCUACACAUCCAUCACCCGUGCUCGUUUCGAAGAAUUGUGCGGUGACUUGUUCUCCCACACAAUCGAGCCAGUCGAGAAGGUCUUGCGUGACUCCAAGAUCGACAAGGGAUCCGUCCAUGAAAUCGUUUUGGUCGGUGGUUCCACUCGUAUCCCCCGUGUUCAAAAGUUGUUGCGUGACUUCUUCAACGGCCGUGAGCCAAACAAGUCCAUCAACCCUGAUGAGGCUGUUGCUUACGGUGCUGCUGUCCAAGCCGCCAUUCUUUCCGGUGACACUUCUGAAAAGACUCAAGAUCUUUUGUUGUUGGACGUUGCCCCAUUGUCUAUGGGUAUCGAAACCGCUGGUGGUGUUUUCACUCCUCUCAUCAAGCGUAACACAACUGUUCCAACCAAGAAGUCUGAAAUCUUCUCAACAUACGCUGAUAACCAACCUGGUGUGUUGAUUCAAGUCUUCGAAGGUGAACGUGCACGCACCAAGGACAACAACUUGUUGGGUAAAUUCGAAUUGUCUGGUAUCCCACCAGCGCCCCGUGGUGUUCCUCAAAUCGAAGUCACAUUCGACUUGGAUGCCAACUCAAUCUUGUCAGUCAACGCUGCCGAUAAGACUUCCGGUAAAUCCGAAAAGAUCACCAUCACAAACGACAAGGGACGUCUAUCCAAGGAGGAUAUCGAACGUAUGGUUUCCGAAGCCGAGAAGUACAAGGCUGAAGAUGAAGAAGCAACAGCCCGUAUCUCUGCCAAGAACGGAUUGGAAUCAUACGCAUACAACUUGCGUAAUAGCUUGAACGAAGAGCAAUUCGCAUCCAAGUUGGAGCCAGCAGACAAGGAGAAGUUGGACAAGGCCAUCUCCGAGACCAUCUCUUGGUUGGACGCUUCUCAAGAAGCAUCCAAGGAGGAAUACGAGGAGCACCAAAAGGAAUUGGAGAGCACUGCUGCUCCAAUCUUGCAAAAGGCAUACGGUGCUGCAGGAGGUGCACCAGGUGGUAUGCCAGGUGGCGCUCCAGGUGCAGCUCCUGGCGCUGGUGCAGGUGCUGAUGACGGACCAAGCGUUGAAGAAGUUGAUUAAAGAACUUCGACCAAGUCAUCAAAUAAUAAAAAUAGUAUCGAAUUUUCAUAGACUGUCACGCAUGAUCGCUACAAAUUCAGCUUUCUAUCUUGUAUAAUCAUUUCCUGUACGCGAUAAUAUCAUAGCGUUUUCUCGAUUCAGAUAAGUCGUAAGUUUGCGAGUGAGGCUCAAUUGAACAAAGAAAAACCAACCCUAAUUCGAACAAAAUACGUUAUCUAAUAAUCUUGCUUAAGUCUUACUGCAACGGAGCACACCCGCCGCCUUAGGGAGGACUUUGAU